GAGAAGGUGCGCUCCGCUGGGACAGAGGAGGCAUAAAGAGACGGGGAGGGAGGGAAUGAGAUUUCUUGCUACCCAAUCCCUCUUUUCCCCAGGGACAGCAAGCCUUCCCUGGUCCAUCCCUCCCUCUUGUUUGGUAAUCAUUUCAUUUUACUCCUUUUUGAAGCAGUCGCCCGUUUUAUCCCACUUUUCAUUUCACAAUCCCGUGCGCGUCUGUUCGCCUUCUUCUUCAGAGCAAGUUCGCGUUCUCCCCUCUUUCUCCCCGCGACGAGAAGGUCUGCUUGAUCCCGGCUGAUCGUUUCCUUUGAGAUGCUCCACAGCUCUUGCCUUCUCUCCACCCUCUUUUAACUAGAGACCGGUUAAUCUUGAGUGAACUGAACUUGGGUUUGGAAUCUAAAAGAAAGAGGAACACCCAAAGGGAUACGGCAGCGCGUCUUUGGAUAAGGACCUCUUUCCCCUUGUUGCACUUUGGGGAAGAUUUUUUCCCUUUCAGUUGGUUUUUGUUAAUCCAGGUGGUGCAGGAGGAUUAUUCCACUCGAGCUGGUGUAGAGAGACAUCCCCCAGAAGGCUAUUUUCAUGUUCUCCAUCCAGGACGGUCUCCCACGGGGAGCCUUGACCAUGAAAGAAGAGCCCCUUACGAGUGGCAUGACGCCGGUGCGCUCUUGGAUGCAGAGCGCGGGGAUACUGGAUGCCAACACAGCUGCGCAAAGUGGUGUGGGUUUGGCAAGAGCCCAUUAUGAGAAACAGCCUCCCUCGAACCUGCGCAAGUCAAACUUCUUCCACUUUGUGCUGGCCCUGUAUGACCGGCAGGGACAGCCCGUCGAGAUCGAGAGAACCUCCUACGUGGACUUUGUGGAAAAAGACAAAGAAUACAAUGGCGAGAAGACCAACAAUGGCAUCCACUACAGGUUACAGCUUCUCUACAGCAACGGUAUCAGGACAGAACAGGAUCUGUAUGUUCGAUUAAUAGACUCCAUGACUAAACAGCCAAUCCUUUAUGAAGGCCAAGACAAAAACCCAGAGAUGUGUCGUGUUCUCCUCACCCAUGAGAUCAUGUGCAGCCGGUGUUGUGACAAGAAGAGCUGCGGGAACCGAAACGAGACGCCAUCCGAUCCUGUCAUCAUCGACAGAUUCUUCCUGAAAUUCUUUCUCAAGUGUAAUCAGAACUGUUUGAAAAAUGCAGGGAAUCCCAGAGACAUGAGGCGAUUUCAGGUGGUGGUGUCCACCACAGUGAACGUGGACGGCCAUGUCCUGGCUGUGUCAGAUAACAUGUUUGUCCACAACAACUCCAAACAUGGGCGGAGGGCGCGACGCCUGGACCCUUCUGAAGCAGCCACUCCAUGCAUUAAGGCCAUCAGUCCCAGUGAAGGAUGGACGACUGGGGGGGCCACCGUCAUCAUCAUUGGGGACAACUUCUUUGACGGAUUACAAGUGGUCUUCGGCACAAUGCUAGUUUGGAGUGAACUCAUCACACCUCACGCCAUCCGGGUGCAGACGCCCCCCAGACACAUCCCCGGGGUCGUGGAGGUCACACUCUCCUACAAGUCCAAGCAGUUCUGCAAAGGAGCUCCGGGACGCUUCGUCUACACAGCUUUGAACGAGCCCACCAUAGACUACGGCUUCCAGAGGCUACAAAAGGUCAUCCCUCGUCACCCUGGAGACCCAGAGAGGUUACCUAAGGAAGUUCUUCUGAAAAGAGCUGCAGACUUGGUGGAAGCGCUGUAUGGAAUGCCUCAUAACAAUCAGGAGAUCAUUUUAAAGCGUGCCGCAGACCUGACGGAGGCGCUGUACAGCGUGCCACGGAGCCAUAACCAGUUGCCCUCGCUGACAGGCUCCAGCGCUCACUCGGGCAUGAUGGGAGUUAACUCUUUCAGCAGCCAGCUCGCCGUCAACAUCUCUGAAGCCUCACAGGGAGACCAAGGUUACUCUCGUAACUCGAACAGCGUGUCUCCUCGCGGGUACGUGCCGAGCUCCACACCCCAGCAGUCCAACUACAACACCAUCACCUCCACCAUGAACGGAUACGGAGCCGGGAUGACCAACCUGGGCGUCCCUGGAUCCCCAAGUUUCCUCAACGGAUCCGCCGCCAACUCUCCUUACGCAAUCAAACAGAAGAGCGCCUUCGCGCCUGUCGUCCGGCCACAGACCUCCCCGCCCCCCACCUGCACCAGCACCAAUGGGAGCAGUCUACAGGCUAUGGCUGGUCUGAUUGUCCCUCCCAUGUGAAGAGGAACCUCAUCUUCCUCAACGGCUUCAUUGAGCCCACAACAAACUCACUGGCUCACCAAAUCUGUCUGACACUCUCUUAUCGAACAUCACCAGUCCUAUGAGGAGCUGCCCGAAAAGAACAUCUACACCUGGAUCGCUAGAAGAAGAACAAAAAAAAAAAAAAAAGAAAAGUGUACCUGGCCUGAAAAUGUCCCAUGUCCUGAAAUGUCAAUAGAUGUGUUUGUUUUGCCCUCUAUGACUUCAUCCUUGGAGACUCGCCAUACCGGGUGGCAUUUCGAACGGGAAGGAUAAAAGCCGGAUAUUAUCGCAAUGUGAACGAGAAGCUGAGGUUUUGACACGUUUGCGGCCGUAGGGGCUUCUUUGCAUGGCUGAUGUUGUCUGUAGACUGUUCGUUUCAUACUGUAUGUCUGUCCUGUUUCCACUGUGAGAAGAGAGGCGCCACUCAUCCAGAUGGGACUGCGACGACUCCAAGCGCCAUUCGGAAAUGAUUCGUUCCUAAUUACGACACGCAGUGUCUUUUGGUUUAGAACAUCAAGCUGAUUUUUUUUUCUUCGCUUUUGUUUUAAACAUCAAAUGAGAACAGAGUGAUGCACAAACAAACACAAUAUGAUCCCAGACUGUAAUUUAGUAAUGGAUGUCAGUCAUUUUUACUCAUACUGUUUCUGUAGUUCCAGUAUAGUUCCAGGUGUGUGGAUAGGUAGAUUUAAGCCAGGAAUGCUUUCUGCAGUUUUAAUCACAUUUAGGUACCAGACUUAUUGUUGAACUUCUUAUUGUGCUUUUUUGUAUGUAUUUAUAAAGUUCGUUUCGGGAUUUCUUUGGUGAGUUAGGCCUGAAUAAUAGUAUCAAAUAUCUAUGUCAACACAUUUGAUGUCUUAAUACCUUUUAGAUAUUGUAAAAAGAGUGAAAAAUAAAAGGGAUUACACUUUUUUUGUACAAACAAAAACGACAAGACAAAAAAAAGAAAAAAAAAAAAGGUCAGGACAUGACCAGGACACCUGUUUUUUGAAAGCAGGGUGCAAAGCUCCACCACUUUUGUAAAAAAAAAUAACAUUUUUUCAAUCGUAUAUUUAAUGUUUUCUUUUGGCAAAAAGCAUUUGUGUUCUUGUUCCUCCUCUCGUCUCGUGUGUUCUCGUGAAACGUGUAUGAUCAUAGUUAUUUCCUAAUGCACUAUUUUUGUUGGGGCACUUACAAGAGCUAUGUAUCUUAGCAAGCAGAUGAAAAUAAUAAUAAUAAUAAUAAUAAAAAAGAACAAAAAAAAUUUGAAAACCUAUACAAAUAUGCACCAGACGAUUUUUGGGAUUGAUUACUCUUUGCUUUGGUCAUGAUAACUGAAAUGGCUAAUCGUUCAUCAUGUGAUUUUGUUAAUGUUUCCAUAAUACUUCUCUGUCCUUGUUGAGGUUUAUUUUUUCGACUGGUGAAAAGUCUAAAUUUCUAUCUAAUGUGCUGAUAGAUAUGCCACAUGUCUAUAUCACGGAUCACAUCAGAAAAGUCAAAACCUGUUAAAACGGAGCACAUUUUGACGUGAAACCAUUCAUUGACGUCAAUGUCGCUGGUGAUGUUGUUAAUUGUCGCACACACAUGCACAAUUUAUGCAAUUUGUAUUUAAAUGCAACUCGCAAUCUGCAUUUCAGUGGAUUAGCUGUGAAAAUUAAUGGAAGGAGAUAUAAUAUGAUGCCUUAAAAUAGGAUGUGCUCCAGGACAGUAUCGAAAAAAUAGUCUGAUAUGAUGCGUUUGAAUACUUAUGAAACAACGUUUUAGGUCAUAGUAGGGAAAUAUUGAGAAAAUCAUGAAGGUGGUUUCUUAGUCAUGUUUGGUUUUGUUUCUGUUUGUGAUUAAACAUCUUAGACUGAGCACUUGGAAACAAUGUCAUUUUAAUAUUCCAGUCAUGAUUUUUCUCUAUUUUCCUCAAGUGAGUGAAGGUGUGUGUUUGCUAAGACGUGAAAGAAAUUGCGGUUUCUGAGGACCUCUUUUAAUUUCACAGGUGACCUAAUUACUUCACAUUCGUCCUUUUGGGGUUUAGACAUAAAUGGGGUAAAGAAAAUACAAUUUGACAGUGCCCUAUUAUACUAAAACAGCUGAAUUCAAUCUCAAAGUUGACAUGAAAACAUCUCAGAGAUCCAGCUUGGCUGGAAACACACACACAUACACACACGUGUCCGUCCACUUCACCCAAGCAUUCAGUUUCCUAAUAGCUUGUGAAAGGUUUUUUGUCAUAGAUGUAGAGAGCUGGCUUCUGCUUUCUUUUUUCAAAACCUGUUUUCUUUGGAAAUGUUGAACUGGAGGUGAAAUGGAGAAAGGUACUGCAUCUUUGUGAAAUAUGAAAUAUUAUAUCAAAAUAUAUCAAAGCACAAUGUUUAAUUAAUGUCUUUAGAAUUCAGAUAGGGAGAUGUAUACAACUUUCCGUUUUUUUUCUCUCUCUGACCAUGCUGUAAAUAAAUGCAUGUUUUUUCCUUUUUCAAUUUUUUUUUUCCUGUGAUCCCGUGCUUUUUGUACAGAAACAGAAAAAUAAAGAUUACAUUUGGCUUGAAAA
This is a messenger RNA of Labeo rohita (rohu), 4756 nucleotides long. RefSeq names its product transcription factor COE3. The record is from RefSeq and is a predicted model, not a curated record. NCBI's taxonomy places the organism in Eukaryota, Metazoa, Chordata, Actinopteri, Cypriniformes, Cyprinidae. The transcript is spliced from 16 exons. Gene Ontology annotation, molecular function: RNA polymerase II cis-regulatory region sequence-specific DNA binding; DNA-binding transcription factor activity, RNA polymerase II-specific. Bases 574 to 2223 code for a protein of 549 amino acids. Gene Ontology annotation, biological process: regulation of transcription by RNA polymerase II.